AUGAUAGUGAAAGCAGCUAUGCUCACAGGAGUCCUAGAUGACUGUUUAUGCGACAUAGAAAGCAUUGAUGACUUCAAUACUUUCAAGAUCUUUCCAAAAAUCCAGAAACUGCAAGAGCGUGAUUACUUCAGAUAUUACAAGGUCAAUCUAAAGAGACCAUGCCCAUUCUGGGCUGAUGAUGGCCAUUGCUCUAUCAAAGAUUGUCAUGUGGAGCCUUGUCCAGAGAGCAAAGUACCUGUUGGAAUUAAAGCUGGCAGCUCUAAUAAGUAUUCAAAAGCAGCAAAUAAUUCCAAAGAAUUGGAAGACUGUGAGCAAGCUAACAAACUAGGAGCAGUUAACAGUACCUUAAGUAACCAAAGUAAGGAGGCUUUCAUUGACUGGGCAAGAUACGAUGAUUCACAGGAUCAUUUUUGUGAACUUGAUGAUGAGAGAUCCCCAGAUGCCCAGUAUGUGGAUUUGCUGCUGAAUCCUGAACGUUACACUGGAUACAAAGGGACCUCUGCAUGGAGAGUGUGGAACAGCAUUUAUGAAGAAAACUGCUUCAAGCCUCGAUCUGUCUAUCGUCCUUUAAAUCCACUGGCGCCUAGUAGGGGUGGGGAUGAUGGAGAAUCUUUCUACACAUGGCUAGAAGGUCUUUGCCUUGAGAAAAGAGUGUUCUAUAAACUCAUUUCUGGACUUCAUGCUAGCAUCAACUUGCAUCUAUGUGCAAAUCAUCUUCUUGAAGAAACCUGGGGGAAACCUCGCUGGGGACCAAAUGUAAAAGAGUUCACUCGCCGCUUUGACCCUAUUGAAACAAAAGGAGAAGGACCAAGGAGGCUCAAAAACCUCUAUUUUCUAUAUUUGAUAGAGCUGCGGGCUUUAUCAAAGGUUGCACCAUACUUUGAGCGUUCGGUUGUUGACCUUUACACUGGAAAUGGUCAUGAGGAUGCUGAAUCUAAAGCUCUAUUACUAGAUAUCUUCAGGGAUACAAAGUCCUUCCGUAUGCACUUUGAUGAAAAGUCCAUGUUUGCUGGAGAUAAAAAAGGAGCCAAGUCAUUAAAGGAAGAAUUUCGAUUGCAUUUUAAGAACAUAUCCCGCAUUAUGGAUUGUGUUGGAUGUGAUAAAUGCAGAUUGUGGGGCAAGCUUCAGACUCAAGGCUUAGGAACUGCUCUGAAGAUUUUAUUUUCUGAAAAAGAAAUACAGAGCCUUCCUGAGAAUAGUCCAUCAAAAGGUUUUCAACUCACACGUCAAGAAAUAGUUGCUCUUGUAAAUGCCUUUGGAAGGCUUUCCACAAGUAUAAAAGAAUUGCAGAAUUUUAAAGUUUUAUUACAACAGACUAGGUAAUGAAGGCCUUUGCAAAUCCCAUUACUGAAGAUCAUUUGCACAAUUGCAUUGAACAGAAGGAACUGAUCCUUGCAGGACUCUUACGAACUGAUCAAAAGUAAAAUCAAAUACCAACUUGAAUAUUUAUGUUUAAACUAGGAAUGGCUAUUAGAAAAGAUAUUUAUGAUUUGCAGUAUAUAGUUUUAAAACAUGUAAAUUAUGCUGAUCUGUUUAUUUUGUAAAUUCUCUGCUCACAGUUCUGUUGUAUUGACACUUUCUAAAUUUUCUUUAUUUCCUGACUUUUUUUUCCCCCAAGAUAGUUGUUUUACAUGAAAUGCCUGUACCUCCAUCCUGACUUGGCCUUUCCUGUGAGAGGUAGUUCUUUCCUGCCUCCCUGUCGUGCCCAGGGCCAAACUUCAG
Molecule: messenger RNA, 1722 nt
Organism: Tinamus guttatus (white-throated tinamou)
Lineage: Eukaryota; Metazoa; Chordata; Aves; Tinamiformes; Tinamidae
Source: RefSeq, a predicted model, not a curated record